AUGUUGUCAUUGGGCCCUCUAGGGGGCCCCCCGGGGGCCCCCCAGUGUUUCAAAGGCCGCAGCAGCUGGAGCACUGCGGCGAGGGCUGUGGGGUUGCUGCUGCUGCUGCAUCAGCUAGCAGCAGCAGCAGCUGUCUCAAGCUCAACAGGAGCUCCCAAGCUGGCCUUUCAGGGGCUGCUGGGUACCCUUGCGCGAGAGCGGAAUACCCCUAGGCAGUCUAUUCUGGGGCCCCCCGGGGGCCCCCAGUGGGGGCCUCCAGGGGGCCCCACUUGUGGGGGCGCCUGGGGCCCCCAGGGACCCCUAUGGGGGCCUCCAGGGGCCCCCACAAGUACCACUUUGACCCCAGAAGCUUCUUUUCAGAAGGCCCCAAGGACUUCUUUGCAUGCAAAAGGCCGCCCUAAGGGCGGGGGUGGUGUUGGCCCUAAGAAGAAGACUGCGCAGCAGAAGCAGCAGCAGCAGCUGAUGCUGCUGAAGCAGCAGCAGAAGCAGCAGAAGCUGCAGCAGCUAGGGGGGUUUGCGAAGCACAAGAAAGCCAAAAAAGCUGCUGAGGGAGGGGCUGCAGCAAAAGGCGCAGCAGCUACCAGGGGGCCCCGCAAAGCAGCAGCAGCAGCAGAAGAGGACCCGGAUAUCUCAGCAGCAAACUUGAGCACCAAAGAGCUUCCUUAUGAUUUAGUGCCCCCGGAAGUGUUUGAAGUGUAUAAGGCCUUUGGGCGUUUGGGAGACCCUUUUGCCCCUCACGCCUCUUUGCCUCCUUCUCGCCGCAUUUUCUUAGAUCGUUUAUUUAAGGGUUUUACUCGGUGA
Molecule: messenger RNA, 801 nt
Organism: Eimeria tenella
Lineage: Eukaryota; Apicomplexa; Conoidasida; Eucoccidiorida; Eimeriidae
Exons: 2
Coding region: 1-801 (266 amino acids)
Source: RefSeq, a predicted model, not a curated record